UUUUGCCAAAAUCCUAUUGAGCAUGGCCUCCGGUAAUGCAAUGGCAGCUGCAUCCGGCGGUAUUGUUGCUGCCCAAGCUGCUGGUUCAUCCCUAGUGGGCGAUUACAAUAAUUCGGGACCUUCAUCAUCGUCAUCGCUGAGUAAUGGUUCGGCCGUGGCUGCAGGAACCUCAACAAAUCAAGGCUAUCAUCAAUUGAGUGUUACAAUCGAAGAAGCGUCACUGCGAAAUAGUGGCUUUCUAAAACCAAAUCCAUAUGUGGAAUUAUUAAUCGAUAAUAAAAGUAAACGUAAAACGGACUUUGUUAAAAAUACAUAUUUACCCAAAUGGAAUGAAGAAUUUACAGUGCUGAUAACACCCCAUUCGGUGCUACACUUUAAGGUGCUGGAUCAUUCAAGUUUUCGCAAAGAUGCAAUGCUUGGCGAGCGCAGCAUUAGCCUGGCCCACAUCUUACAACACUACAACGGGCGUUGUGAAUUUCUCGAAGUCAGUAUGGACCUGUUGGUCACCUCGAAAUCGGAUAAUCGUCAAACCAAAAGCGGUGAAUUGGUGGCCAUACUGAAUGGCCUCAAACUCGAUAUGAGCAAUAUUAUGCUGCAAAAUGGCAAUGGGACAAUGAUGAUGGGUGCAAAUGGUGCAGCAGCUGUUGGUGUCGCUGACGCCGGCGGCCCCUCUUCAUCAUCUGCUGCAGCAGCGGCGGCGGCGGGACCUGGUCGAAGUUGUUUAAUAUAUGGCGGUGUACGAACACGUGUCCGCAUGCGUUCCAGUGGUAGUGUCAGUGAAAGUGGUGCACCUGGUGUUUGUGCCUCUCGCUCCCCCGUGGCAAUGCAAAAUGGCAAUUUGGAACGUAGCAGUAGUUCAGGUGCCAUGGUACCCUCUCAAGGUGGCGGUGGUGGCGCAAUGCGCCGAGCCCCCAAUCCACCCGGUACUUGGGACCCCCAAACGGCCGCGGCAAUGGUGGCCCAGCAGCAGCAACAAAUGCACAUGUCACACAAUCCACGUAUUAAUGGUCCAUCGGGAAAUUCUCCGCUUGUCGGCAACAAUGCUGCCGGCGGUGCGCGACCCAUGUCUCAAAUGUAUGCCAAUGGUGGAGCGGUGGUGGCGGGUCAGCAACCCGGCAUGAUGGAAGGUGCUGUGGGUGGCAUGAUGCCCAGCGAUCCUCAAUCAGCCAUGGCCGUAACCGGCAGUGGCUUGCCAGUAUCCAAUGCCACAGAUCAACAACUGCAGGCGGCUCAAGCCGAUGAUGAACCUUUACCCGCCGGCUGGGAGAUACGCUUCGAUCAAUACGGUCGACGUUACUAUGUGGAUCACAAUACCCGGUCAACCUAUUGGGAGAAGCCCACCCCACUUCCGCCGGGUUGGGAAAUACGCAAAGAUCCACGCGGCCGUGUCUAUUAUGUGGAUCAUAAUACACGAACCACCACCUGGCAGAGGCCCAACAGUGAACGCCUCAUGCAUUUCCAACACUGGCAGGGACAACGGGCUCAUGUCGUAGCACAAGGUAAUCAAAGGUUCCUCUACGGUCAACAACAACAGCAACCGACGGCGGUCACGGCAGCAACGGCGCAAGACGAUGAGGAUACACUAGGUGCCUUGCCCGACGGCUGGGAGAAGAAAGUACAAUCGGACAAUCGUGUCUACUUUGUUAAUCACAAGAAUCGCACGACACAAUGGGAGGAUCCCCGCACCCAGGGCCAAGAGGUCAGUCUCAUCAAUGAGGGUCCCCUGCCGCCAGGUUGGGAAAUUCGCUACACCGCCACCGGUGAACGAUUCUUUGUCGAUCACAAUACCCGGCGAACCACAUUCGACGAUCCUCGACCCGGUGCACCGAAGGGGGCCAAAGGUGUUUAUGGUGUGCCGCGAGCCUACGAACGUAGUUUCCGUUGGAAGCUGUCCCAGUUUCGUUAUUUGUGCCAGAGCAAUGCUCUGCCCUCGCAUAUCAAAAUAACUGUGACUCGUCAAACCCUCUUCGAGGAUUCCUACCAUCAGAUAAUGCGUCUGCCGGCAUAUGAGCUGCGUCGCCGCCUCUAUAUCAUAUUCCGCGGCGAAGAGGGUCUCGAUUAUGGUGGCGUUUCGCGUGAAUGGUUUUUCCUGCUGUCGCAUGAAGUUCUCAAUCCUAUGUAUUGCCUUUUUGAGUAUGCCAACAAAAACAACUAUAGUCUACAGAUAAAUCCCGCCUCCUAUGUUAAUCCCGACCAUUUGCAAUAUUUUAAAUUUAUUGGUCGUUUUAUUGCCAUGGCACUGUAUCAUGGCCGUUUUAUUUAUUCCGGCUUUACGAUGCCAUUCUACAAGCGGAUGCUGAAUAAGAAAUUGACCAUCAAAGAUAUUGAGACGAUUGAUCCGGAAUUUUAUAAUUCAUUGAUAUGGGUCAAGGAUAAUAAUAUCGAUGAAUGUGGACUGGAGUUGUGGUUCAGUGUUGAUUUUGAGGUGUUGGGUCAGAUAAUACAUCAUGAGCUGAAGGAGAAUGGUGAAAAGGAACGGGUGACCGAGGAGAAUAAGGAGGAGUACAUAACACUGAUGACCGAGUGGAGAAUGACGCGUGGCAUUGAACAACAAACCAAAACCUUUUUGGAAGGUUUCAACGAGGUUGUGCCACUAGAAUGGCUAAAAUAUUUCGAUGAACGUGAAUUGGAGCUGAUAUUGUGUGGCAUGCAGGAUGUUGAUGUCGAUGAUUGGCAGCGCAAUACCAUCUACAGGCAUUACAAUCGUAAUUCCAAACAAGUUGUGUGGUUCUGGCAGUUUGUACGCGAUACGGAUAAUGAAAAACGUGCCCGUCUCCUGCAAUUUGUAACGGGUACAUGUCGUGUGCCAGUUGGUGGUUUUGCCGAGCUAAUGGGCUCGAACGGUCCACAACGGUUUUGCAUUGAAAAGGUGGGCAAGGAAACGUGGCUGCCACGUUCGCAUACAUGUUUCAAUCGUUUGGAUUUGCCACCAUAUAAGAGCUACGAUCAAUUGGUCGAGAAACUAACGUUUGCCAUUGAAGAGACUGAAGGUUUUUGUCAGGAAUAGUU
This is a messenger RNA of Musca vetustissima, 3009 nucleotides long. It is a transcript of the gene Su(dx), whose product is annotated as E3 ubiquitin-protein ligase Su(dx). Gene Ontology annotation, molecular function: ubiquitin protein ligase activity; protein binding. Bases 23 to 3007 code for a protein of 994 amino acids. Gene Ontology annotation, biological process: ubiquitin-dependent protein catabolic process. The record is from RefSeq and is a predicted model, not a curated record. The transcript is spliced from 5 exons. NCBI's taxonomy places the organism in Eukaryota, Metazoa, Arthropoda, Insecta, Diptera, Muscidae.